Messenger RNA from Aspergillus affinis, 795 nucleotides. Its product is annotated as putative nuclear distribution protein RO10. NCBI's taxonomy places the organism in Eukaryota, Fungi, Ascomycota, Eurotiomycetes, Eurotiales, Aspergillaceae. The coding region runs from base 1 to 795 and encodes 264 amino acids. The transcript has a single exon. The record is from RefSeq and is a predicted model, not a curated record.
AUGACUCUCGAAAACGAUGCCGUGGCAGGCGCAACCAUUGAACUCCUUGAAUCGCGUCUCCGUCGACUCACCUACCUCCUGACCGGCGACGCCAACUGGACCGGCAUCCCCACGGCGCCCGCCAAACCGGCGUCUCUGGAAGAGAGCAUCUCGCGUCGUCUCCUCCACCUCGAACGAGACCUAGAACGACUCAGCAGGAAUAACCCCGCCGUGCGGGAUGUUCUUGUUCUUCGUAUGGCAUACCCUCUCUCCUUUACUGUCCAAAUCUCCCAAUCCCAUUCAACUUCAAUCCUAUCCCACCCCAAACACUCAAACUCAAAUUACCAACUAUCCCCAUCCAAGGAAAGACCAACUAACUGUCCCACCAACGCAAAUCGCAAAACAACAGACGACCGCUUCCCCGACCUCUUCCACGCGACCCCCCCACAAACCCUCCCGGAGAACCUAACAACGCAAAACCUUGCCUCGAUCGUCCUUUCCUACGCCUCCGCCUUCCCCGAGACCUCGUCACGAUUAACCUCCCUCAACGACCUCCCGAUCCCCGACGCCCAGGCCUCGGCGUCCCUCAUCGAGCUCUCGCCGCGCCUGGCUACGUUGGCGCAGACGCAGGAAGCCCAGGCGUUAGAGAUCUCGGAGCUACGGGUGCGGACGGCGCGGGCGCUGCAGCGCUGGUAUGAGAUUGCGUUGGUCGGGGGCGGAGAGUGCUGGGCUGAGUGGGAGGGGAGAUUGGAGGAUGUGGAGAGGGAGGUUAGGAGGGAGGAGGUGGUGAGGGAGAGGAGGGCGAAAGAGUUAUGA